AUGCGUCUGUUCAAACUCACUCGACAUAUUGCCGGACUGAAAAUUCUCAUUCACACAUUUCGGGCCAGUCUGAAAGAGCUGGUCUUGCUCGUGUUUUUUCUCAUGGUUUUCAUCGUGAUUUUUGCUGCCCUAAUGUACUACGCCGAGCGCUUCCAAUUCAAUCCACGAAACGAUUUUGCCUCAAUCCCGGUCGGUUUGUGGUGGGCGAUUGUGACCAUGACAACGGUCGGUUACGGAGAUCAAGUGCCGAAAACGUAUUUAGGUAUGAUUGUGGGAGCGAUGUGCGCAAUCACCGGUGUGAUGACUAUCUCACUACCGGUCCCGGUCAUUGUGUCCAACUUCUCCCGAUUCUACACACACACACAGGCACAGUCGAAACUGCCGAAGAAACGACGUCGUGUUCUACCCGUGGAAGCCGUACGACCGAAGUCGAUGAGCCCGACCGGAAAAUUCAUGUCCCCGCAUGCAGCAAAUGCGACUGGAUUCAAUCCAAUGGCCCAACGUGGCUUGCUCAGCACACCGAUGGGACCGAGNGACCGAGUGCUGGGUUGA
Messenger RNA from Echinostoma caproni, 552 nucleotides. The record is from the annotation of a GenBank genome assembly. NCBI's taxonomy places the organism in Eukaryota, Metazoa, Platyhelminthes, Trematoda, Plagiorchiida, Echinostomatidae.